This is a messenger RNA of Closterium sp. Naga37s-1, 443 nucleotides long. The record is from the annotation of a GenBank genome assembly. Lineage: Eukaryota; Viridiplantae; Streptophyta; Zygnematophyceae; Desmidiales; Closteriaceae.
AGGAGGGGACUGCUGCUGCCAUGGCUGCAUAUCCCACUACCAAUACCACUGGUGGCAGUGAUGGCAUGUGGUCUAAGGGGCAUGAGACUUUGCUGCUGCCAGAACCAUUCUUCCCAGCACGAGUAGUGGUAGGGACAGGAGGCCGGGCACAGACAGGAGGAGCAGCAGAAGAAUCUGAAGGAUUAGCAGCAGCAGCAGGGGCAGCAGCAGCAGGGGCGGCAGCAGCAGCAGCGGCAGCAGAAGCGGCAGCGACACCAGCAAAAGCAGCGGCACCAGCGGCAGAAUCAGGAGAAGCAGCAGCCAGAGAAGGUGCAGAGGUAGUCACUGCAGGCAGGAUUGUCAGUGUAUCAAGGGAGACACCAAUGGGGACUCGUGGAUUGGGCAGCAGCCAGGGCCUUGGAAGGAUGCUCUCUCCCAAAAGGAGUUGUGAAGAGGACUACUGA